Orycteropus afer afer is the source of this 567-nucleotide messenger RNA. Its product is annotated as C4b-binding protein alpha chain-like. The record is from RefSeq and is a predicted model, not a curated record. NCBI's taxonomy places the organism in Eukaryota, Metazoa, Chordata, Mammalia, Tubulidentata, Orycteropodidae. Bases 1 to 567 code for a protein of 188 amino acids. The transcript has 4 exons.
AUGCCCUCCAUGUUGCCAAGCAGUUUCCCAGCACUGUGCCUCUUUGGGGUCUUGACCGUAUUGCAGUGCCCUUCAGCUUUUUGUGAUUGCAGAAGGCCUCCAAGUAUUGCUCAUGGAUCCUAUAAAGAUGUGAGCUCAUUUCUAUCCUUUACUACUAUGGUACUGUAUACGUGUGACAAAGGAUAUGUUUUGUCUGGAAAGGCUAAAAUCUCCUGCACAGACUCAGAUUGGUCACCCACAACUCCUCAAUGUAAAGCUCUGUGUUUGAAACCAGAGAUAGAAAAUGGGAAGCUCUCUGUGGAUAAAAAUCAGUAUGUUGAACCUGAAAACAUCACCAUCCAGUGUCAUCCUGGCUACAGUGUAGUCGGUCCCCAAACUAUCACUUGCUCAGAAAACAGAACCUGGUACCCAGAAGUGCCCAAGUGUGAGUGGAAAGUCCCCAAAGGCUGUGAGCAAGUGCUAGCCGGCAGACACCUCAUGCAGUGCCUCCCAAACCCGCAGGAUGUGAAAAUGGCCUUGGAGGUGUAUAAGCUGUCAUUGGAGAUUAAACAGCUGGAACAAGAGUGA